AGCAAAGUAGACCCAGUGAAAACAGCAAGAUGGUGUCUCCAUCACAGCUUCUUGGGCUUCUGCUCCUCUGGGUUCCAGCCUCCAGUGGUGAGGUUGUGCUGACCCAGUCCCCAGCCUUCCUGUCCAGGAAUCUAAAAGAAAAAGCCACCAUCACCUGCCGAGCCAAUCAGGGCAUCAGCACCAACUUGCACUGGUAUCAGCAGAAACCAAAUCAGGCUCCGAAGCUCCUUGUGAAGUAUGCUUCCCAGUCCGUCUCGGGAGCGCCGUCGCGGUUCAGCGGCAGUGGGUCUGGGACAGAUUUCACCAUCAGCAGCCUGGAGCCUGAAGACGCUGCCACUUACUACUGCCAGCAAAGUAACAAUCUCCCGUACAAUUUCGGCCAGGGGACGAAGCUGGAGAUAAAACGGAGUGAUGCUCAGCCAUCUGUCUUUCUCUUCCAACCAUCUCUGGACGAGUUACAUACAGGAAGUGCCUCUAUCGUGUGCAUGUUGAAUGACUUCUACCCCAAAGAGGUCAAUGUCAAGUGGAAAGUGGAUGGCGUUGUCCAAAACAAAGGCAUCCAGGAGAGCACCACAGAGCAGAACAGCAAGGACAGCACCUACAGCCUCAGCAGCACCCUGACGAUGUCCAGUACGGAGUACCAAAGUCAUGAAAAGUACUCCUGCGAGGUCACUCACAAGAGCCUGGCCUCCACCCUCGUCAAGAGUUUCAACAGGAGCGAGUGUCAGAGAGAGUAGCCUAGCAGGCCUCAUCACCUGCGCCUCAGUCCCAGACUCUCUGUCUCCCUCCUCAGGCCUCCGGACCUUUCCCCAUCGGAGACCCACACCUAUUGCAGGCCCUUGUCCCCACCUUACUGCCUCCCCCUCUUUGGCUUUAAUCAUGCUAAUAAUAUUUGGGGGGAAAUGAAUAAAUAAAGUGAAUCUUUGCACCAGUGA
Molecule: messenger RNA, 935 nt
Organism: Puma concolor (puma)
Lineage: Eukaryota; Metazoa; Chordata; Mammalia; Carnivora; Felidae
Source: RefSeq, a predicted model, not a curated record